This is a messenger RNA of Coprinopsis cinerea okayama7#130, 615 nucleotides long. RefSeq lists its product as hypothetical. Bases 1 to 615 code for a protein of 204 amino acids. Lineage: Eukaryota; Fungi; Basidiomycota; Agaricomycetes; Agaricales; Psathyrellaceae. The record is from RefSeq and is a predicted model, not a curated record. The transcript has 6 exons.
AUGUUGUUGACCUUUGGCGUCCAAGCUGAGAAAAGGAAUGUGCAGACUCUAGGGGCCGGAAAGGAUGACAAGGGGAAAGGACGCGCCGUUGACUCAGACUCAGGCUCAAGCUCAGGUCCAAGCAGCUCGGUAGUCGGAACACUGACUCGUUCCUCCCAAAUCAUCUCCGAUCCAAAUGCCUUCGACACAAAGUCCGAGUCCUCCGAGUCCUCCGAGUCCUCCAAUUCAGCCCCCUCGCGUCCAGCCAGCUUUGGUAUAACCAUUGAUGAUGGUUCAGGGCCUAAACUUACCCCGCCUACAACGCCUCCGCAUGAAAAAGAUGGUUAUAUCAGUGAUGGGUCGACAACGGCUGACCAUGGCCAUGUACCACCAUCGUCAGGGCCGUCGUCUAGUUCGCCAGCGGGAAAUGUCAAGACAGGAGCAUCUGGGUCAAGUGGAUCUGGAACAUCGGAGACGCCAGACGCCGCAAAGCCCGGAUCGAGCAAGGGUAAGGAGCCUCAGGGAUCCAAGGCCCAGUCGACGUCGAAGGGAAAUAAGCCCAAGAAAGAUGAUGACCCUAGUAGCAGGGGUGGUGGUGCAGCGGCAUCUGGCUCAGGUACCAGCCGCAAGAAGUAG